Molecule: messenger RNA, 224 nt
Organism: Symbiodinium sp. CCMP2456
Lineage: Eukaryota; Dinophyceae; Suessiales; Symbiodiniaceae
Source: the annotation of a GenBank genome assembly
AUGGCUCCGGACAAAAUCUGGUCGACGGAGAAGGAUCAUGCCUAUCCUGAGCCGGGCUACAAUUUGUUCACAGUUCGCGAGCUUCUGCUGCUUUGUGAGCCAACGCCUGUGCGCUUCGAGGAGAUUUCGAUGCUUGGUGCUGCCAUCGAAGUUUCCUUUGUCUGGAAUUGUCACAUCAACAAUGACAAAUGCAAGCCCGAAGUGAAGGUUAGAAGACUAGACAC